Molecule: messenger RNA, 837 nt
Organism: Cylindrotheca closterium
Lineage: Eukaryota; Bacillariophyta; Bacillariophyceae; Bacillariales; Bacillariaceae
Source: the annotation of a GenBank genome assembly
AUGACAGCACAAGACAGCAGUAACAAUUCCUCCGAAGGUAGUUCUAGCAAGACGACAACUUCUGUAUACUCUCAGGGCGUUACUACGAAACUUGCCAGCAUGAACAUACAAGAAGCAACAAUGGACGAUAAGGUUGGGUUGUACUGGCCUCGCAUGAUUAUGAUCUUGCUGGGUCCUCCAGGAGCGGGCAAGGGAACGCAUGGUCCUCAAAUUCAGCAGUUCUUGGGCAUCCCACAACUUUCUACAGGCGACAUGCUGAGAGCUGCAGUGUCCGCCGGGACGGAAAUCGGCAAGAGAGCGGAAGAAAUUAUGAAAGUGGGUGGACUGGUCGGCGAUGACCUCGUGGUUGGCAUUAUUCGGGAUCGAAUCCGACACGACGACUGCAGAUCUGGGUUUCUACUCGAUGGAUUCCCUCGGACGUUGGCACAAGCCAAGGCCUUGGACGAAAUGUUGGCCGAGGAAGGUUCUUACGUGUCCAAGGUGAUCGAACUGAGAGUUCCAGACGAAGUCUUGGAAGGCCGGAUCAUGCAACGAUGGAUUCACAAAGAAUCAGGUCGGUCCUAUCACAUCAAGACAGCAGCUCCAAAGUCUAUGAAGUUAGAUGACAAUGGCAAGCCUAUUCCAGAAUCCAUGAAAGAUGACAUGACGGGAGACCAGCUAAUUCAACGGAAGGAUGAUAACGUCAAAGCGUUGGGGAAAAGAUUGCAAAGCUAUCAUGAAGAUACGGUUCCAAUUUUGGACCACUAUCAACCAAAGGGGGUCGUCCGUACUGUGAAUGCAAACCAGUCCAUUGACGGCGCAUGGGAAGAGAUUCAGAUCAAGCUGAGGAGGCGGUAG